Molecule: messenger RNA, 9102 nt
Organism: Durusdinium trenchii
Lineage: Eukaryota; Dinophyceae; Suessiales; Symbiodiniaceae
Source: the annotation of a GenBank genome assembly
AUGGCGAAUCGAGAUGAUUCUGGCUACAAAGGCCUGUAUCGAGACGACGAAGUGGUCGUGGACAAGGACGGAGUGCCGCAUUACAGCGGCGCAGAUCCUGGCCUGAUGAAGGAAUAUCGUCGAAGAGUCCUUUUUGCAUAUGCCAAUUUGGAAGGUGAUGGAAAAGAUGCACAAGAAGAGGCCCGAGAUCUCGCAAAGAAGCAACAGAGGUUCGCAAAGAAGCUGUUGGACGCCCUGCAUGGCGAAGCCUGGCGAUGUUGCCAGGUGUUGAUCGAAGACAUCGACAAGCUGCGAGAGAAAGAUGGCUACAAACAUGUGUUCAAAUGUUUGCAAAGCAUUGAGAAGGUGACCGUGAUCAAGAAGACCGAGGCAUUCGACACCUUUUUCGAAAAGUGCCAUCGUCGCAAGGGUCAGAGCAUUGAUGCAUUCCUUCGUAUGCAGUCCCAGGCAUGGUCAGAUCUGCAAGAUAUCACGGAUGGAAGUACGACGAUGUCUGAAGACCUUCGCACCUAUUUCCUCCUCAAGCAUGUUGGAUUGUCAAAAGAUGACCGAAGGCAGAUUUUGUUGUCCAACCAGUCCAACUACACCAUGGAGGGCGUUGAGCAGGCAUUGCGUGUGUCGUACUAUGAUGUGCACGAGCGUGAGAAGUCACACAGCCACCGUGAUUGGGGAAACCAUCAACGAGGACAUCAGAGUUACAAGAAGAAGCAUUAUGCCCAUGCAGUCACGGAAGAGCCCAACAUCCCUGAGGAGUAUGAGAAUUAUGAGACAGCAUCGGAAGCAACUGUUGAAGACACCUUUGCAGUUGAGGACUAUGAGGAAGAAGACCCCAGAGAGGUCAAUUCGGAUGCUGGAGCCUCAGGAGAUGAUGAAGUGUUCGAGGCCUAUGCGGCCAUGGAUCGGCAGCGCAAGUCCUACAAGGAGAGCCGCAAGCAUUUGCGCACUUUGCAGAAGAGCCGAGGCUUUUUCCAUGGCGAUGUGAAGGGUGAGAUCAGUAUUGAAGAUCGCAAGGCUGCAGUUCAGAAGGAGAAGCAACGCACUCGUUGUGCAGCAUGUGGCAAGAUCGGCCAUUGGGCCGGCGAUCAGGCUUGCGCCAAGACCUCAUCCAAGAUAGGACCGAAGAAGAUUGACAAGAAGAAGGGCUCAGGGAAGGGCAAGUCGAAAGGCAAGGCAUACCUUGUGGGUGAAGCGCCUUCCUAUUUUUCGCUGGACUUUGAUGAGCAUGAUGAAGAUGUUACAGAGUUUUGCAACAUGGUCGGCGAAGUCAAGGAAGAGCUGGAGGAGGCAGAUCCCAUGCUGGAUGCUGACCUCGAAGCAAGGCGCAAGAAGGCCGUGCCAGUGGCAUCAGAGUCGGAAUGGGAGGCCGUGUCAUCCGUCGGUGCAUCGUCUACCACUCCCAUCAAUGACAUGACCUAUGCCAAGAGCUACCCAACAGCUACGCCCAUAGUUUCAGACAGCCCAACCAAGGUAUCCGUGAAGGUGGAGAUUGAGAUUCCGGCCAGUCAGAUCCGAACAUUGUUGGUCCCCAGCUUUGAGGAUGUUCGACCGGGCAAGUUGAUGGAGAUGAAGGUCUAUGAGCUGUCAUCGGAGUGCGAAGCUUGGGGGAUUGCGACCUCAGGCAACAAGUCAGAGUUGCAGAAUCGGCUCGAAGCUUUCUUCCAAGGAGAACCAGUUCCUCGCAAGGGCUGCACCAAGCAGUUCGUUCAGUUGAGAGUGGAUUCAUUGGAAGCUGGAACAGCCUCAUCACAGAAGCCGAUCACCCCAGGAGCACGCCCCAAGGCGACAGCCAAGAAGUCAGCAGCAAAGCCAAAGGCCACGACAUCCCGUGGUUAUUCCUAUGCCACCGAGAAUGACCAGCCGGUUCACGGUGAGAGUCAAGAGGAGUUCAGCCCAGCAACCCAGUUGAGCUUCAGCCAUAGCCCUGAACGAGUGUCAUCCCCAGUGGCAGGAACUUUUCGUACCACGACCAGUCCGAAGACGCCAUCCCCAGCCAGGUCGACGGAGCAUCCGGCCCUGGACCCCAGAACAGGCGUAUUGGUCCCAGCUGGCAUGGCGGUUGGGCAGAUUGCGCCGUGGCUCGGCUGCCCUCUUGGCGGUCAUCCUAUGGUCCUUCGUCGCAACAGGGAAGAUGCAGGAUUGUUCUUCGGCUGCUACGAGCCGGCGUCAGCCGGUCGCCGUGAGAGCCAAGCAGUUGAUGAGAUUUCACCCACCAUCAUAGCCUACAUGACAGAAGAUGGUGGACUGCAUGAGCGUGGUGAGAAUUCAGGAGAGCCCAAUACAGUGCCCCCGCAACAGAAUUCGUUAGAUGAGCCGGGACAUCACCAUUUUGGUCCGGCCCCUCCUCCAGGAGGAAUUGAUGAGUCACGAGUUUGUCUCUUGGACACGGCUUGCACAAGCUGUAUGCACAGCAAGAAGUGGCGUGAGGCCUACGAAUCCACUUUGCCAGAAGGUAUGAGCUGCAGCCCGACUGCCUCUACCAAGUCCUUCCAUUUCGCCAAUGGUGCAACGACAGAUGAGCGUGCAACAGUUUGGAGGAUUCCGAUCUUUUUGGAAGGUCACAAAGGUGAGGUUUUCAGUGCAGAAAUCACAAGUGGUUCGACGCCCCUUCCUCUUUCUAUAGCUGCGAUGACAGCUUUAGAUAUGGUGCUACAUGUCCGUGAGCAGUUGGUUGAGGUCAAAAGCUUGAAUCUACAGUUGCCCAUGCUUGUGACACAGUCCCGACAUUUGGCCAUUGAGGUGUGUUACAAGGAAGAACUUGGCAUCAAGGAUCAUGACUUGGCACAACCACGGUUGAUUUCAGAGAGAGAGGAUCUUUUGGUUUAUUAUGGUGAGGAAGCCCGCAUGAGUUUGUUGACAGAGUUACCUUUUAUCCCAGAACCUCGCCAAGUAGCCAAGGAAGUGAUUGAAGCUUCGCAUGCCGCCCGCUGUUUGUCGUCCAAGGAUUCCAUUGGACAGGUGUCGGAACGUCGACGUCGAGAGCUUGAGAAGGCAGCAAGACGAGUUCAGGCGGCCGACACUCGAAUGUGGGUAGCUUUGAGAAGAGAGUAUAGCCUAGCAGAACAGUUCAGCACUUUCGAUUUUACAACAACAGUUCUGUUUGAGCCUUUUGGUGGGAGUUUUGUCACAACCCGUUUUGCAGCAGGGCAUUUUGGGUGGACGAACAGUCAGCCUCUAGACCUGGUAGACGGAUAUGAUUUGUUGGCUUCAUAUGGCCGAGGUUUGGUGCACCGUGUUUUAGAUGAGCACAACCCCUUUCUUGUUCUCAUAGCAUUUGAUUGCAAGUUUUGGUCAAUGCUUACAAACCUCAGUCCGUCGGUCGAUUGGGAGCAUUGGCGAGAGACGUUGGGAGCAAAGACAUUGCAGUUGGUCGUUUCCAUUUGUUUGAAGCAACAUGCCAAGCAACGGUAUUACCUUGUUGAGAACCCAGCAGGUAGUUUGGCGUGGAUCUUUGAACACAUUCUUGCAAGAUUGUUAGAAGAAGCAGCAGGCAAGUAUGUUAUUGGAGACCAAUGUGCUUAUGGUCAUCGAGACCUUGUUUCCCAGAAGCCCGUCAAGAAGCCCACAGGUUGGUUGUCAAACUCUGAAGCCAUACUCAACAAGGUCGGCAAGAGGUGCCGUUGUGCUUGGGGAGCUCACGAACAGCUCUUAGGCAGCAAUCGUGGAGGACUCCGAUCCGCUCAAGCUGCCAGAUACCCCCAGGCGCUGUGUGCUGCAAUUUGCAGUGGUGUCAAGCAUCAGAUGGAGAUAGAUUAUGCGUUGAGCAUGUCAUUCCGUGACGGUCAACAUGCUUUAGCAGCAGAGGAUCAGCAAGACGAGGCAAUGAACUCAGAUGAGGAUCCUUUUGUCACAGGUGUUUACAAAGAUUUGUGGCAGUUGGACGGCGACAGAUUAAUUCGACACCACAAUCUUCCUCGCAGAAAGUUCUUUUCGCCAUCACCUCAAAUGAAGUUUCCAGCAGGUGUCAAGUUUGAAAAUAUUCUUGACGGCAGAGUCACCGAGCUUAAUUUCGUGGAAAGCUUUCAGAAGCAGAGGGACGAUUCAACUUGGUGGCAACAACCUGUGAAGGAGACACAAGAGUUUUGGAAGGGCAAAUCAAUUUUUCGCCUACAGAUUCUUGGAGAUGAUGAGCAAGAGGACAUUCCCAUGCCUGAUGUGUCCGCACCGGUGGUCGCACCUGUUCCCAUGACUCCGGGAGGCAGGCCUGCGCCUAGGACACCAGGUGGAACGGAUUUGCGCAGGAAGCGUGAGCCUACAAGACAGUUGCAACGAGGAUUUUGGCAAGAUGUUCCGGAAGAGCAAACCAAAGUUCUCUUGCAGGAAGCCUUUGAUUUUGUUCAGGAGCAUGACAUUGAUGGUUGGCACAAGCUUGAUUUGAGUUCAGAUCUUGGAGAGCGAUGGAUAUCACAUGAGUCGGCCCAGGCCGAUGUUCAGUUGAUCCUGUUGUCAAACAAGGCAGUUCGGAUGCGCAAACCACAGCCCCAUGCUGGGCCACAAGAAGUUCCUUUGCGACGGUCCUACAUUCUUCUAGCAAACAACAAGGUGUUGUCCACGAGCUGGGAGGAAUGGGCAAAGAUGGCUCCAUCAUCACAGGUGAGGCCACUCGUUGCAAAGUCCCGGAGGCUGUAUGCUGCAGUGUUCGGAAAAUUUCUUGGUGAAGGCUUGGCAGAAGAGCGUGAUGAUCGUUUUGCAGCUAAGGAAGCAGAGCGGCAGCGCAAAUGGACAGCACUUCCUAGAGAGCUCAAACUAGCAGUGAAACGCAUCCACGUCAAUCUUGGGCAUGCCAGUGUUCCGGCAAUGUUGAGAGCAUUGAGAAUUACAAAGGCAUCAGAUACAGCAAUCAAGGCAGUAAGACUCUUUCGAUGUGAGGAUUGCCCGCGUUUGCACGAGAAUCCGAAGGAACCCCGUCCUUCGAAGCUGCCUCUUGUUCAUGAUUUCAAUGUACAGAUUGGACUGGACAUUUUGACAGACAAAGACGCAGACGGGCAAUCAUGGAGUUGGUUGAGCAUCUUUGAUCAAGGUACUUGUUUCCAUGUUUGUGCAUUAUUGCCCCAGACACAUCAAAACCCUACAGGAGAUGUUUUGCUUGAAGCAUUAUCAUCACAUUGGUUGUCGUGGGCAGGAUACCCUGAACGGGGAGUGAUAGCAGACCGUGCCAAGUACUUUCUCUCAGAUGUUUCAAUCGAGUUCGAUUCACAUGGAUGCCAUUUUACAACAGCCGCAAAGGCAUCACCCUGGCAGAUUGGCCAAGUCGAGAGGCACAAUGGACUCUGGAAGGCCACGCUGGAACGUGUUGUUUGGUCCGAGCAGGUGAGUGGACGAGAUGACCUUUUGCUUGCAACGGCGGCUGUGAACAUGGCCAAGAACUCCAUGUCUCGGCAGCAUGGCUUUUCGCCGUGCCAGUGGGUCACAGGUCGUGACCUGCGUCUGCCGGCAGCCCUUUCUGAUGAAGGUGAAGCUCACCGUAUAGGCAUGAUGGCCUUAGCGGAGACACCUGGUUCCAGGUUCUUUCGUCAAAAUCAAUUGAGGGCCGCCGCCAGAGAGAGUUUUGCAAGAGCCGCGAACGAUUCAGCUUUGAGAAGGGCAGAGUUGAGAAAGAUCCGUCCGACGCGUGGUCCUUUUCCUGUUGGGACAUAUGUCUUUUACUAUGAUCGUGGCGAUCGUCAACCAGGACCGCACAAUUGGCGCGGCAUAGCCCGUGUCAUCGGACAUGAGGGUCAAUCAACAGUGUGGCUUUCACACCGUGGAAUCUUGAUAGCAGUUUCUCCAGAGCACUUGAGCAGAGCAUAUGAAGAGGAGCUUGAUCGAUGGAUGGCAGUCAGUCACGAACAGGCACUCAUUGACACCGCUCCAGCUGCCGGAGGAACCGGUUUUCUUGAUUUGAGACGAGGCCCAGUCCCAGACAAGGCAGAUGAAGUUCCAGCUGUUGAAGAUACAAACGCAGACAUAUCCGAGUUAGAUGAGCAGGAGAUCGAGGAGACACCUCCGGCGCCAGAAGCCGCCCCUCCGGCCGAUGUUCCCAUGCCGGCCCAGGCGGAACCGGAGGACAUGAGCUCCAGUUCGACUUCGAUGGCUCGAAUGAAGUAUGAAUCAGAGCGAGAUGCUAGACGUGAUGCACAAUCCAGUGAUUUCUUCAAGAAGAUGCGUGAGAAAAGGGAGACAGAGCGCGAGAGAAGGCGAACAGAACUCUUGAAGCAAGCAGAAAGUCUUCCAAUACAUAUUCCACCUCGACUACCACCAGAAGCGAUUCCUGCAGGUGAUGAGUUCGAUCCGGAGUUGGAUGAUUAUCACACAAGACCAACCCGACAGCUUUCACCGUUGGUUGAGGCCGAGGAGGAACCAGCUGAACGCGAGGCCAAGAGGCUUCGAGUUGGUGAGGCGCCUGAGAAGACGGACUAUGCGCAUGAGAACCUGUUCGCAUAUAUGGCAGUUGAAUCAAAGAAUUUCUUGAAGACAAGGGCAUCACAACAGUAUGAUCGUUUUGAGGAGUUUUAUCAGCAGCGGCAGCUCAGCAGGUCUCAAUUUCUUUUCGGAGUCAAACGAAACGAUUUUGAAGAGAGGUAUUCCGGACUUGCAGAUAGAGCAUUUGCCGCAGGGCAGGUUGAAAACCCAGUCAAGAAGCGAGGCCGCAAGGAAAUCAAACUGAGUGAACUUUCAUCGGUGCAACAGAAGCUUUUCACAGGACCCGGUGGUUCCGAUCAGACAGAAUGGGAAGCUUGGUUGUCUAAAGAUGCUUGUUCGGUGCUCAGCCCAGCCGACAGUGCAGAGAUCCGCAGUACAAAGCCAGAUUUGAUUGCGCCUACACGUUGGGUGCGAACAAACAAGAAUGAUGGGCUUGUUGGACAGAACUUCAAAGCAAAGAGCAGACUUGUUGUUCAGGGUUUUAAGGAUAAGGCCUUAGGAGCUUUUCGUCGAGAUGCCCCCACAGCAAGCGCUAUUGCAGAAAGUAUUUGUCUGUGCCUAGUGGCUUACUUCCAGUUCACACUUCUUGCAAAGGACAUCAAGAAUGCAUAUUUCAGUGGGAAGUCAGUUGGAAGAGAAGUUUAUCUUGAACAGCCGCGUGGCGGUUUGCCCAAUCUCCAACCAGGCCAGUUGUUGAGGGCGAACAAAGCAAUCUACGGGUUUGCAGAAGCCGCCAGGCUUUUCUGGCUAGCAUUGCGUGAGCAUCUCAUUGCAGACGGUUGGGAGGAAUCACGCCUUGAGCCAGCGCUUUUCUACCUCCGAGACGGAGGACGCUUGAGAGGAGUCCUAGUCACCCAUGUGGACGAUCUUGAAGGCGGUGUUGAGGAGGCCUAUAUGCAGCGAGCUUUUGCUAAGUCUGCCCUUUCGCUAGAGUUUGCUACAAACCAUGUUCGGGAUUUUAUUUUCCGUGGGCGAGAGGUGAAGCAGCAGCCAGAUGGACACAUUGAUGUUUCCAUGAGAAAUUAUGCUAUGUCCAUGAAGAAGAUUUCGAUUGACCGCCAACGAGCAAAACAGCUUGAAUCGAGUUUAACCUUACAGGAGAAGGAACUCUUCAACAGUUGUGCAGGUGAGUUGGGGUGGCUCAGUCGACAACUUCGUUGUGAUUUGGCAUUUGAAAAUGGCUGCAUACAGAGAGCAAAGGCAGAUCCUUGUGUAGCAGAUCUUGUUCGCUUGAAAAGUUACAUGGGGAUGGCUCGAAGAGGUGCAGAUUUCCGACUUCGCUAUUGGUCAGAUGUUGAUGUCAGAAAUGGUGUCAUCAUACACCUAGCAGACUCAGGUCAUGCCAACGGUACUCCUGAGAAGGACAGCGUUCUUCGCUAUAGGUCCAUUGGUGGGUAUUUUGUUUUGCUUGCAGACCCUCAGGUUCUUGAAGGGAAAGAAGGUCGUUGCAAUAUCAUUUCCUACCACUCCAGCUUAACCAAGAGAGUUUGCCGCAGUACAUUAGCUGCAGAGGCCAGUCAUUUAGCAGAAGCAGUGGAAGCAGGUGAUUGGAUAGCAGUUCUUUUGGAAGAGGCAUUGACUGGAGAUUUGGAUUUGCGAAAUUGGUCAGAAGUUGUUGAAAGACGGCAGCGCGUCUAUGUCACGGACGCUAGAUCGGUUUACGACUAUCUUGCCAAGGACGCUUCAUCAACUAGCACCGAUAAGCGGAUGGCCAUUGAAGGAGCUUUGUUGAGAGAAACGGUUAAGACAGAUCUCGACUUCGGUCUCUUGUUGUCCAAAACGCUUUCCGUCGCUGUCAUUGGUGGCUCAUGCUUGGGCAAGUUUCCGCAGGUGGUUGCCGUCUUACAAGCACGUUCGGCAGAAGGUCUUUCGAAGAUUUCGAUCUGGACAGAAACAGUCAGCAUGGGAGUGCAGCUGGCAUACAAUGUGGUGCGACACACUCCGCUGACGACCUAUGCCGAGAUUGCGAUUCUGUUUCCCCAGCUGCUGCUACUAACUGUCGUGGUGGCAUGGGCUGAUGGACAUCUUGGAUUGAGGGUUUGGCUGGCAGACUUGUGUGUGACUCUGGGUGUGAUCGCCAUGGCUCUGGGCUGGGUCUCCUCGAGCUUUACCACAGCUGCAUAUGCCACCAAUGCGUUGUUCGGUCUGGUGGCGGUUCUUCCUCAGGUGGUGAUCAACUACAAGAACAAGUCCACAGGUCAGCUGUCCUUGCUGGUCACUGCGAUGACUUUCGGUGGGACCUGUGCGCGGUUGUACACCACCUUCGUGGAGGUGGAUGACUUCGGACUGCAGUUGACCAUGAUGUUGAAUUGGACCUUGGUGAGUACCUUGAUGCUGCAGUUCGUCAUCUACCGCGAUACCCGGCCUUUGCCGGCCAAGCCCGCGCCUUCAGAUUUGUCGAGCCCAGUGGAGGCACCUCGGGAAGACUCCUUCAAGGUGCCCUUCAAGCGCCAGCCCUCCGUCAUGCAGGCCUUGGCGAGCUUCGGGUCCUCGCGAUGCUUGUCCGAGAUGGUGGAUGUAGAGAUGAUGGACGGGACGGUGGAAGUGAUCCGAUCGAAGUCGAGCCAAUCCUUGUUCUUCGCGAGAUCCAUCAGCUGGAGCGCCCCGAUGGGAAGCAGCUCCGUUCCCACCCUGCCCUACUUCGACGAGCUCGACGUUCGUCAGGUUUCGAGCCCCCCGCUGCCGAUCCUGCGUCGCAAUUGA